GGGAGGCGGGAGGCGGAUUUGCUCGGGGGGUGGAGGCGCUGGAGUAAAACUGAUGUAGCUGCGAGUCUGUCGUCAGAAAAGGAAACGAGUUACGAGUGAAAACAUCAAGGGACGACAUUCUUCUGCAGCUACACAUGAGAUUUCACCCCGCAAACAUGGAGACUGGUAAACUGGCUCAGAGGCUGGCUGAGGCCGGCCAGUCACAUCUACUGCAGUUCUGGGACCAGCUGAGUCCUGAGGAACAGGCAGAGCUGGCUCAAGAGCUCCAGGCGAUGGAUUUCCAGGAGAUCAACAAGUUCUUCAAGAGGGCCAUGGAGAUGUCUGGUCAGACCAAGCAAGAGAAGGUGGACGAGAGGAUGGAGCCGGUGCCACGCGAGGUUCUGGGCAGCGUCACGAGAGACAGGGAGUCUCUCAAAGAGUGGGAGAAAGAAGGUCUGAGAUGUAUAGCCCAGAAUAAAGUGGCAGUUCUGCUUCUGGCUGGAGGACAGGGAACCAGACUGGGAGUGGCGUAUCCUAAAGGCAUGUACGACGUCGGCCUGCCGUCACACAAGACCCUGUUUCAGAUCCAGGCUGAGCGCAUCCUCCGCCUGGAGCAGCUCGCGAAGAAGCAGUACGGCACCGAGUGCUGCAUUCCAUGGUACAUCAUGACGAGCGGCAGGACGAUGGGCUCCACGGAAAAAUUCUUCUCCAAGCACAAAUACUUCGGGCUGAAGAAGGAGAACGUUAUAUUCUUCCAGCAAGGCAUGCUUCCUGCCAUGGACUUCAACGGCAAGAUCAUACUCGAAGGCAAAGGCAAACUCUCCAUGGCACCAGACGGCAACGGAGGACUGUACCGAGCGCUGGGCGUGAACAAGAUCGUGCAGGACAUGGAGAGAAGAGGAAUCGGCUACAUCCACAUCUACUGCGUCGACAACAUCCUGGUGAAGGUGGCCGAUCCUGCUUUUGUUGGGUUCUGCGUGCAUAAGGGAGCAGACUGCGGUGCCAAGGUGGUGGACAAAACCAACCCGACCGAGGCAGUGGGCGUGGUCUGUAAGGUCGACGGACAGUACCAAGUGGUGGAGUACAGCGAGAUCACGAUAACGACGGCCCAGAAGCGCGCCGCAGACGGUCGGCUCAUGUUCAACGCCGGCAACGUGGCUAAUCAUUUCUUCUCCCUUCCCUUCCUCAAAGCCGUCGUCAACACCCAUGAGCCUCAGCUACAGCACCAUGUGGCUCGGAAGAAAAUCCCCUACGUGGACGCACGAGGCGAGCAGGUCAACCCCGACAAACCCAACGGAAUCAAGAUGGAAAAAUUUGUGUUCGACAUCUUCCAGUUUGCCAAGAGGUUCGUGGUGUAUGAGGUUUUGAGAGAGGACGAGUUUUCUCCGCUGAAGAAUGCAGACAGUCAGGACGGGAAGGACAAUCCCACGACCGCACGCCAGUCCCUCAUGUCCCUGCACCACCGCUGGAUCCUCAACGCAGGCGGACACUUCAUCGAUGAGAACGGAACCCGCGUGCCUGCUAUACCCAGACAUGGACCAGCAGGGGCGCACACAGCUGAUGGCCGCAAGAAUCUGAAGGAUGGAACUGACCUGCCAAUCAAAUGUGAGAUCUCUCCACUCGUGUCCUAUGGAGGAGAGGGACUGGAGACACUGGUGCAGGGUAAAGAUUUCCACCCAGCCUUGGUCAUUGAUGAGACUGGAAUCCAUGAACACGUGAAAAACGGAAUCUAAGCUGCAUGCAAACCAAUAGAGAAGCCGUUUACCCCUCCUGCCUCCCUCUUCCUAUCAGGCUGGGAGGAAAUGUGACAUUCUAGUGCAAUAAAAUGAAGGAACGAGGUCUUCACUGGCCUCCUGUAAUCCAAAACAAUCUAUUUAUUUUGCAAAACCUAUUUUUAUAUGAAUGCUUGUUUUGUUUUUUCCUAGAAUGUGAACGUGCAUGCUAGUCGUUGUUCAUACGUAAUUUAUACGAAUGUGUUUACUAUGAAUGAAAGAAUGAAUGUCAUGUCGUAUAAUCGAAUCAAAAAUGGUACAUGGGUUAAUGUUGAUGUUUGGCACCAGGGCCUUUUUUUUUUUUUAUCCAACAAUCAUUCAUACUGUGUAACAGGUAGAAAUUCCUCAGGACAAUAAGACAUUCAAAUUCACUAGCGGAUGCUCGCUAUACCACAUUCUACACCUUCUGUCUGUUUUUUGUUUGUUUGAUGCUCUGCACUCUGGACCUACACACGAUCCAUAGAGUUAAUGAAGAUAAAUGAAGAUUUUAAUAAACAAAUCAUACAGAACUGAGGCGAUUCAAAGUUCUAAGAGAGAUACUGUAAUAAUGUGGUCGAAAUUUUCAACAAUAAUUAAAAAAAAAAAAGAAUAAAUACUCUCUGAACACUUUAUGAAA
Messenger RNA from Clarias gariepinus (North African catfish), 2367 nucleotides. RefSeq names its product UDP-N-acetylglucosamine pyrophosphorylase 1 (gene uap1). Gene Ontology annotation, molecular function: UDP-N-acetylglucosamine diphosphorylase activity. Bases 135 to 1712 code for a protein of 525 amino acids. The transcript is spliced from 11 exons. The record is from RefSeq and is a predicted model, not a curated record. Gene Ontology annotation, biological process: UDP-N-acetylglucosamine biosynthetic process. Lineage: Eukaryota; Metazoa; Chordata; Actinopteri; Siluriformes; Clariidae.